AUGCUAAAGAAAAAUGAAUGGACUCAAAAAUUACGAUUUAAAGGAUAUGAAGGUUCUUUUAAAGUUGAAAAUUAGAUAACGAUUGAAACAAAAUUAAGAGUUUUUUGUCCAUUAAGAGAAUUAAAAAUAAGGGACACAUAAAUUGAUAAAUAAUAUUUAAUAAUAUUGAGAUAAGAGAUUGCCUGGCUCAAACUGAGUAAAUUGAUUCUUGGAUUUAAACAAAAUGAAAUAGAUAAUUAAGAUUUUGAAGAAUUCAGCUAUCCUCUCUUUGAAAGAAAAAUACAUAUCAAAAGAGUAACUUAAUUCUUUUAUUUAGUUCUAUAUUAUCAACAAUCCAAUAAUAUAUAAAGGAUGCUUACUAAAAUAUUUUAAGACUUAUUUAAAAGAAAAUAUUUAAAGAAUUUAUAUUAGAAUAAAGAUACUAAAUCUAUUGCAAUCAUAAAAUUACAAAAACUAUGAAAAUUAUAUGAAAAGAAUGAUAUGA
Messenger RNA from Paramecium sonneborni, 484 nucleotides. The record is from the annotation of a GenBank genome assembly. Lineage: Eukaryota; Ciliophora; Oligohymenophorea; Peniculida; Parameciidae.